Molecule: messenger RNA, 288 nt
Organism: Carya illinoinensis
Lineage: Eukaryota; Viridiplantae; Streptophyta; Magnoliopsida; Fagales; Juglandaceae
Exons: 3
Coding region: 1-207 (68 amino acids)
Source: RefSeq, a predicted model, not a curated record
AUGGUGGAGGGUCCCAUCACUCUUAGUUAUUUCUUAUCCACAGCAACCAUGAUCUACGCCCAACACCUAACACAAUGGAUGCUAGACAUGACAUGGUAUGUAUUCUCUUUCGCUCCGGGCACUGUUUUCUACCUAAUGGGAGGAAGUUAUAUUACAAGAAGAUGGUACUUCUCUAAGUUUGAAGAUUUUCCUAGGGAUGUCAAGUGAUGUUUUGAAUACCGUACCGGAUGUCGUACCUGUCAAGGCACUGGAACGAAAUAUUUCGAUACCAGUACCGUUUCGUGUACC